This is a messenger RNA of Angiostrongylus costaricensis, 273 nucleotides long. The record is from the annotation of a GenBank genome assembly. NCBI's taxonomy places the organism in Eukaryota, Metazoa, Nematoda, Chromadorea, Rhabditida, Metastrongylidae.
AUGCACAAUGAAACUUACAGUGGAGAAGCUGGAAAUGUGGAGGACAAUGUGAAGGCUACACUUCUUCAAAUGGAGGAGUUUGAAGAGUGUGAAUCUGAGAAAGAAGGCGAAGGUCUUGAUGACUAUAUCAGGAGUACUUGGCUUUUCAUUAUAUUGCUUCACAACCACUGGGUAUUCGACGACGGUCAAUGUGAUGUGAAUGCGCAGUAUUUACUUUUAUCCACAGAUUUGGCGGAUUUCAAUGAGUUAUUUGUAGUUAGUCGACAUAUGUGA